CCGGGCGGCGGCUCGUUUUUUUACGUGCUGUGUUAGGGAGUCCGCGCUCUAGUGUAUUCUCUAUCUUGAUGGUGUUACCUUAAAACAUCUUUUGUACUGAUUGAAAAUUUAUAGAUAUGAAAAAUUGACCGUUAACUUUAUCAAAUAUCAAUUUUUAGGUCUUACCGUAGUCGCCAGUCGGUACUAAUUAUUAUCAAUUGCAAAUUGAUUUUACUUUUGAACUUUGAAGUAGCGUUAUGGAAUUUCAAUAGUCCACACUAUAGAAAACAGACAAGAUCACACUACAUACUUGAUACUUGUAUUCAGAUAGUGUGGUUGUUUGCAUUAAAGUAAGUGUUUUAUACUUCCAGUAGUAUGAAGUGUUACAAUGGAUAAAGACUUAGAUUUUUUAUUUGCUAUUCAAUUACAAAACGAAUUGAUUGAUCUCACUAAUUAUGAAGAAAAUGGUUUCAUAGAUUUAACUCAAUCUUCAUGUAACGUUACAAUUGAUUUGACAAAAUUUAAAUCUGAAGAUAAUGAACUUAAACGUGAGUUAAUAAGCUCAUCAUCACAAACAACAAAAAAAAAGCGUUCAGAUGUUGAAAGUAUUGUGGAUCAUUCAUGGGAAACUAUAGAUCCAAAUCCUGAUGUACAUGGAUUAUUUUUGGCGUUUAAUCGUCAAUAUUUUUGGAAUACUCUUGAUUCAGUUGUAGUUAAAUGGAGCAAUCGAAUGACAGUUUGUGCUGGUUUAUGUAGGUAUCAAAGUGGACAAUGUUCUAUAAGUUUAAGUGAACCUUUGCUAAAACUCAGACCCCGUAAAGAUUUAGUUGAAACUUUAUUACAUGAAAUGAUACAUGCAUAUUUAUUUUUAACUAAUAAUCGAGAACAUAGAGAUAGAGAUGGUCAUGGACCAGAAUUUUGUAAACACAUGUAUCGUAUCAACAAAGGAGCUGGUACCAAUAUAUCCAUUUAUCAUAAUUUUCAUGAGGAAGUCAAAUUAUAUAAACAACAUUGGUGGAAAUGCAAUGGACCAUGCCAAAAUCGUAAACCAUUUUAUGGAUAUGUUAAAAGAAGUAUGAAUCGAGCACCUAGUCCUAUUGAUUCAUGGUGGGCUCAACAUCAUGCUACAUGUGGUGGUUCUUUUAUUAAAGUAAAAGAGCCUGAAGGAUACGGAGUGAAAAAAAAAUCUACCAAUUCCAAACCACAAAUAAAAUCAGCUAAUAAAAUUACCAACUUCUUUAAAAUUCCGUCUUUACCUACAAAACAAAUAGAAAAUUCUUCGAAUAUUCAGGUAGUGGAACCAGAACAAUGUAAAGGUAACAGUAGUUCUCAAGAUUCUAUUCAAAGUGAUGAUAAUGAUACUACAUUAUGUCCAGUUUGUAAUGAAACAGUUUUUACUAGUUGGUUGAACGUUCAUUUGCAAAACUGCAAUAGUCUUAAAGAAAUGUUUGGUGGUGAAAUGGAAGAUACUUGUAAAUGUGUAGUUUGUAAUGAAACAGUCGAAAGAUAUUUAAUGAAUGAGCAUCUGGAUAACUGUAAAGGUUUGAAUAAUGUAUUUGACAAUGCAUCAAACAACACAAAAAACAUUAAUUAUGUUCAUUGUCCUGUUUGUGAUAAAUUAGUACUAGAAAAAAAUAUCAAUGAACAUUUGGAUAUUUGUACAUUGGAAGAAGAAUCUCCUAUUGAAAGUCAUUCAAUGAAGCAAGUAAGCUGCCCUUGUUGUGAUAAGAAGUUUAAGAAUGUAAUUGAAUUAGAUGAUCACAUCGACAGAUGCUUAUUAGGAAAUUAAUGUGAUUAUUAAAUAUUAUUAAAAACAUAUGUGAUUAUAUAUAUUUAUUGUUGAAUUAUUUGUAUUUAUAAGAUUAAGUGUCAUUUACAGUUUAAUAAAAAAAGUGAUAAAUAAGUUGUUUAAAAAAAUUGUAUAUUGUUUUCAUAAUUUGAUUGCGUGUUCAUUCCCUCUAAAAACGAGA
This is a messenger RNA of Adelges cooleyi (spruce gall adelgid), 1949 nucleotides long. RefSeq names its product DNA-dependent metalloprotease dvc-1 (gene mh). The record is from RefSeq and is a predicted model, not a curated record. The transcript has a single exon. Gene Ontology annotation, biological process: DNA repair. Bases 368 to 1768 code for a protein of 466 amino acids. Gene Ontology annotation, cellular component: nucleus. Lineage: Eukaryota; Metazoa; Arthropoda; Insecta; Hemiptera; Adelgidae. Gene Ontology annotation, molecular function: metalloendopeptidase activity; polyubiquitin modification-dependent protein binding; single-stranded DNA binding.